UCUCUCUCUACAUCUUUUUGCAGACACUAUUAUAUAAGAACAUGAUUAGGUGACAAGUUUAUCUUCACUCUUUAGUACUUUUUUCAUUCAAAAAAAUCGUGGGUUGGGACCAAAACCCAAGAAAUGGUUUCAGUGCUUGUAAAUGCUCUGUUUCCAACUCUGUUUCUAACUCUGUUUCUGUAUUCCCACCAAACAAAAUCAGAGGAUUUUAACUCUUUCAGCAAUGAGACCAACUUUGAAGUCAGUAACAUUGCAGGAACAUGUAACUUGUUCCGUGGCAAAUGGGUCUACGACGCUUCAUAUCCUCUCUAUGACCCUUCAACUUGUCCUUUCAUAGAUCCACAGUUCAAUUGUCAGAAACAUGGUCGCAAAGAUAAGCUUUACCAGAAAUAUAGGUGGAUGCCAUUUUCUUGUAACAUGCCAAGGUUCAAUGGUUUGAACUUUCUGAAAGGAAAUAAAGGAAAAAAGAUUAUGUUUGUUGGUGACUCUUUGAGCUUAAAUCAGUUCAAUUCAUUGGCUUGUAUGAUUCAUGCUGCUGUACCAAAUUCUAGAAGCACAUUCAGACAAAGAGAUGCUAUCUCUUCAGUCACAUUUGAGGAGUAUGGGCUUGAGUUAUUUCUAUACCGCACAGCAUACUUGGUGGACCUUGAUCAUGAUAAAGAAGGACGAGUAUUGAAGCUUGAUUCAAUCAAGAGUGGUGAAGCUUGGAGAGGAAUGGAUGUGUUGAUCUUCAACACGUGGCAUUGGUGGACCCACACUGGAAGCUCACAGCCAUGGGAUUAUAUUCAGGAGAAUAAAAAGUUGUAUAAAGAUAUGAAUCGUUUUGUUGCAUUCUACAAAGGACUACAAACUUGGGCUAGGUGGGUUGAAAUGAAUGUUAAUCCAGCACAAACCAAAGUCUUCUUCUUAGGAAUUUCUCCUGUCCAUUACCAGGGGAGAGAUUGGAACCAACCAACAAAGUCAUGCAUGAGUGAGAAAGUGCCAUAUUUUGGUUUGAAAUACCCUGGAGGGACACCAAUGGCUUGGAUGGUGGUGAACAAGGUGUUGAGAAAGAUGAGUAAGCCAGUUUAUUUCUUAGAUGUGACAACUCUUUCACAGUAUAGAAAAGAUGCACAUCCUGAAGGUUAUAGUGGUGUUAUGGCAACUGAUUGUAGCCACUGGUGUCUUCCUGGACUUCCUGAUACUUGGAAUCAGCUUCUCUAUGCAGCACUUUCUCAUUGAAAGAAAACAAAAAACAACUAGAGAGAGGCUUGACAACUUAAUUUGUUUAUAAGGUUCAACUUAUUUUAGAGGAAAAUCCAUUGUUUUCAACUUUAGGAAAUAUUUGAUUUGGUGUUUCGGUUCUUGUAAUUGGGCAAUAAAGGUUGGAUGGUCCAAUGUCUAAAAUUGUAAAUGUUCAUUGUUUAGGCAGCAAUUUGCCUUUAAUUGUGCCAAAUAUAUGUUUUUUCAAUUUGAAUAGUAUAUCUUGGAAGGAUUUGGUGUCUUGUUGUAAAUCAAGUAGAUGAUGAAGUUCCCUUUUCUAAAGCAUUUGAUUUGAAUAAAAAAAAAUGCAAGAGAAUCUCAUGUAAUGUUGCCAACUAGAGCAGUUAUAAUUUAUAAGCUUCACAUGUCAGAUUUGAA
Messenger RNA from Medicago truncatula (barrel medic), 1620 nucleotides. RefSeq names its product protein trichome birefringence-like 39. NCBI's taxonomy places the organism in Eukaryota, Viridiplantae, Streptophyta, Magnoliopsida, Fabales, Fabaceae. Gene Ontology annotation, cellular component: Golgi apparatus. The record is from RefSeq and is a predicted model, not a curated record. Bases 124 to 1221 code for a protein of 365 amino acids. Gene Ontology annotation, molecular function: O-acetyltransferase activity. The transcript is spliced from 5 exons.